Messenger RNA from Chlamydomonas reinhardtii, 1872 nucleotides. RefSeq lists its product as uncharacterized. The transcript has 2 exons. Lineage: Eukaryota; Viridiplantae; Chlorophyta; Chlorophyceae; Chlamydomonadales; Chlamydomonadaceae. Gene Ontology annotation, molecular function: DNA binding. The record is from RefSeq and is a predicted model, not a curated record. The coding region runs from base 265 to 657 and encodes 130 amino acids.
GGGGCUGUCACGCUGUACUUUACAAACAUGUCUCUGCGCACUUACAGCCACCAGCUGGCUGCCCUAAACGCGAAGGCGGUGAAGGCGUGGCUUCAGGACGCCAGCUGGAAGGGCCGCGCUAACAAGAACAAUCCGCGGUUUUAUGCGGACGUGCCGGCGGACGACAGCGGGCCGUUUGCGGCCAUCCGCAAGGCUAUCAGGGACGCCAUCAACAAGGCGGAGAGGAAGAAGCGCCAGAAGGGCAAGAAGUGCGCACUCGUGAAGAUGUACGCCAUCUUUACUAAGACGGGCGGCUUCCACGCUCCCCACGGCGACGGCUCCCGCGGCGGGAUGGCCGGCUACAAGCUGCGCUACGUGAUGAAGGUGGGCGGCACGGGCAAGACGGGCCGCAUCCACCUGAAGAUGAAGGGUGAGGAGGAGAUGGCGUACGAGUACGAGGCCGCGUAUUCGAUGGACGCGGCGACCGGCUCCUCGCCCAACAAGCAUCGCGUGGCUCACAAGGCCAAGAUGUCGGCGGCCCGGAAGGGCAAGAAGCACACCGCCGCCCACAAGGCCAAGAUAUCGGCGGCUAUGAAGGGCAAGAAGCACACCGCCGCCCACAAGGCCAAGAUAUCGGCGGCUAUGAAGGGCAACACCAACAGGAUGAAGAAACGUUAAAUGUGCUACCUACUCCUACUUUUACUUGCUAUUCCCUAUUGUAGAAAAAUAGGAGGAGAGCGCAGCGCCGCCCAAGAAGCGGCACAAGCGUGCAGGCUGAGGAGCCGGCUGGUGUCUAGGUAGCGGUCCGCGGUGGGGCUGGCAGGGCAUGUGUAGCAUGACAAGUAGUGCGGCUGUAGACAACUGUGCUGCGUCUGGCUCUGCUGUGGCAUCGCAAAUGCUAGGCACCGGGUUUGGCUAUGUGCCUGUGGAAACCGACCCCGGCUAUGUCCGGGCGAUGAGGUUGUUCGGCCUCAGACUGUGGAGGGGCUCAGCCCCUUUUCCCGUGACCGGGGAACGCUUUUCUACCAUGAGAACCCAUAUAGAGAAGGUCAAGGUUGUGUACAAUAUGGGUUGUGCUACCUACUAUGAUAUCCUUGACGAUGAUGGCAGAUGUAGAUGCAGGGUUAUUGUGCGGUUUGCACGGGAGCACGGCUGAUGUCGCCAUUUAACAAUAAACGUGCUGUCAUGCACACUCAUGAGGUGGGGGCUACAUACCGUAACUCAUACUAUACCAGGGCGCUCCUGGUUAAGGUAUAGCGUCAGCCGCUCUCGGAUGCCCUGCCUGCUGCUCGCCACGCCCUCACGAUUAGCGCAUACUGGUGUAGCAGGGGACGCUGGUUAGUGGUAUGGCGCAUAUGGCAUGGAACCAGGAGUUGGAUGUGGGGACGGCACGCCGUGGCCAGCUAUGCUAAGCGGAUUUGGAAGCGCAGCUGGCAGGGUGUUGCAGCAUAGCGCGUGGCCGUGCGCAUUGCGGAGCAGACGUAAGGCAUCAAAGUGCGUAGAUUGUGAUGGACGCGGAGUGUGACCGAGGGGAGAUGUUGGCGGUGGAGUGAACAGAGUGCGCAAAACGCAUUAAUGGCGGGUUGGCGGUGCACGGAGUGUGUUGGGGAGCGGCAUAGUGACAUACGGUACCCACUAUGAUGUGUUGCGAGCCGGCGAGGAGAAACAAGGUAUGUGCUUACCCUCGCAUGGGAAAAGUAGGCCAACGAUGGAAGGCUAGGGGCAGUAACAGUGUGCUUCUUGGGUACCGGUAUCUGCGGGCACAGACGCGCCAUCUGGCUGGCUCCACGGUUUGCGGGCUAGUGGUCGUAAUAAAGCGAGGUAAUUACCGUAGGUGUCAUGGGAGUGCGGCGAAAGUCCACAGCGUUCCGGGCAGCGAUCUGUAGGAUUGGC